AUGGCAAAGGGUUUUGAACUUCCUGAAUAUUAUCUACGUGGUGGUCGGAAAGUUAACCUUACAUCGGGGAAGCAGGUAGUUGGGGAAGAAAGAGCAUCCAGCCAUUCAUUGCCAAAUGCUGUUAACCAUGAUCUGGGUGCUAGACCUAAUUCCAUUGCAGGUUCUGCAUCUUAUUGCAUGGAUGCAGCAGAAAUAAAUAUUGUGGGUGAUCGAUAUGAAAAUGGUCUUUUUUCAAGCUCAUUGUCAGAUUUAUUUGCUAGAAAGUAUGAUGCACCUUAUGGUCAUUCUGUUGGUGGUACUGCAUCACACUAUAAAGAAGAGGAACCUUUUGAAUCCCUUGAAGAAAUUGAAGCCCAAACUAUUGCUAAUCUUCUUCCCGAUGAUGAAGACUUGUUUUCUGGUGUGACUGAUGGGUUUGGUUGCAUUGCACGGCCUAACAAGGGGGAUGAUGUGGAAGAUUUAGACCUGUUUAGCAGUGUAGGAGGACUGGAGUUAGGAGAAGAUGGUUCCUUGCAAAGAAAUUCCAAAUUUCCUGGUGUACAUUCAGUUAAUCUGCAGACGAAAUGUCGUUUUGAUGGUGGGGAGCACCCUUCUAGAACACUUUUUGUGAGAAAUAUUAACGGCAACAUUGAAGACUCUGAAUUACGAACCCUUUUUGAGCAAUAUGGAGAUAUCUGCACUCUAUAUACAGCAAGCAAGCAUUGGGAUUAUGUUAUGGUAUCAUAUUAUGAUAUAAGAGCAGCCUGUAAUGCUAUGAAAGCUCUCCAGUCUAAGCCACUAUGGCACAGGAAACUUGACAUACAUUUCUCAAUUCCAAAGGAAAAUCCAUGUGCAGAAGACAUUAAUCAGGGUAUUCUUGUGGUUUUCAACCUUGACUAUUCUAUGUCAAACGAUGAACUCCGCCAAAUUUUUGGUGUCUAUGGCAAGAUUAAGGAGAUCCGUGAGACUCAGAAUAGAAGUAAUCACAAAUUUAUAGAAUUUUAUGACGUUAGAGCUGCAGAUGCUGCUCUUCGUGCAUUAAAUGACAGUGGCAUUGAGGGAAAGUGUGCUAUACUCGAUCCAAGCCGACCUGACAGCUCCAGAAGAAUAAUGCAGAAGUUUUCAUCAAAACUGGACCAAGAAGAAUUUGGCCUUAAAUUGCAGCGGGAUAGCCCUCCUAUACACUUAACUGAAUUUUCUGGGCCAUUUUUGCUCGGGGGAAUCACCUCUAGUAUUGAAAGUGGAACUAUAAUGGAUGCACACUCGACAAAUGGAGUCCCUGUAAACCCAUUAUUGGAUAAUAUGUUUCACCAUGGCGUAUCUUCUAGUGUUCCUGAUGCCAUACGCUCUUUGGUAAGGGUGGGAUCAAUUGGAUGUCAAUCUAAUGUCAAUGAAUCUGGUCAUGCACAGAGCCAUCUGAAGUUUGAACUCGGAGGCACACCGUAUUUUCAUCCCCAUUCACUUCCAGACUAUCACAGGGAUUUAUCUAGUAGGCCUUCUUGUGAUUCUCCUGGUAAUAUCACUGCAAACAUUAGUGUCAUACGACAAGAAAUGAUGGAAAACCAGCAAUUUGGUGGAGUUAGCUCUAACGGGCAGCAAAUUGAUCUAAAUGAUGAUGGUGUUUUUAGUUCCUCUGGAACUGGGAGCUGCCCUCUUCCUGGGUGUAACUGCAUGUGGAGUACUUCACACUAUCCUCAGCCUAAAGGCAUCGUGUGGCCAAACUCACCAUCAUUUGUCAAUGAGAUUGGCAAUGCUCACCCCCAUCAAUUGCAUGCAGUUCCUAGAGCACGAUCUCACAUGCUGAAUGGACUUCUACCUAUAAAUAACCUCCAUGUGGGAUCAGCACCAUCAUUCAAUCCUUCUCUGUGGGAUAGACAGCGCACUUACGUCAGUGUAUCUCCUGAUUAUACUGUGUUCCACCCAGGUUCUCUUGGGAAUAUGAGGAUUUCUGGUCAUUCAUAUCCUCCCAUGGAAUUUGGUCACCAUAAUAUCUUUCCUUCCGCUGGGGGAAAUUUCGUAGACCUUCCCAUUCCUUCCAAAAGUUUUGGACUGCACUCCCAUCAUCAGAACUACACGAUGUUUCCUGAAAGAGGCCAAAUGAUUCCCAUAAUCAGUUCAUUUGAUUACCCAACUGAACAAACCAGAAGCCGUCGGAAUGAAGGCAGUUCGAGUCAAACUGACAACAAGAAACAGUUUGAGCUUGACAUAGGCCGAAUUGCACAAGGAGAAGACAAGCGGACAACAAUUAUGAUAAAGAAUAUCCCUAACAAGUACACCUCAAAGAUGCUUUUGGCUGCAAUUGAUGAACGUCAUCGUGGGACAUAUGAUUUCAUUUACUUACCCAUUGAUUUUAAGAACAAAUGCAAUGUUGGUUAUGCAUUUAUAAAUAUGAAUGAUCCAUCGCUCAUUAUUCCUUUUUAUGAGACAUUCAAUGGAAAGAAAUGGGAAAAGUUUAACAGUGAAAAAGUGGCAUCCCUGGCAUAUGGUCGUAUACAAGGAAAAGCUGCACUCGUUGCCCACUUCCAGAAUUCAAGCUUGAUGAAUGAAGACAAGAAAUGUCGCCCUAUACUCUUCCAUAGAGACGGUCCCAAUGCGGGUGAUCAGGUUCCCUUCCCAAUGGGCAAUAAUUUUCGUCCAAAAUCUAGCAAAAAUCGGGCCUGCACCACUGAGGAAAACUAUCAAGAAAUCAUAUCAAAAUCAGUGAAUGGGAAUGAAUAUAACAAUGGAGACUCAUCUUCAGGUUUAGGAAAGGAUUCAGAUUGA
Fraxinus pennsylvanica is the source of this 2742-nucleotide messenger RNA. The record is from the annotation of a GenBank genome assembly. Lineage: Eukaryota; Viridiplantae; Streptophyta; Magnoliopsida; Lamiales; Oleaceae.